Molecule: messenger RNA, 2083 nt
Organism: Pungitius pungitius (ninespine stickleback)
Lineage: Eukaryota; Metazoa; Chordata; Actinopteri; Perciformes; Gasterosteidae
Gene: st6galnac5b
Product: ST6 (alpha-N-acetyl-neuraminyl-2,3-beta-galactosyl-1,3)-N-acetylgalactosaminide alpha-2,6-sialyltransferase 5b
Exons: 5
Coding region: 179-1273 (364 amino acids)
Biological process (GO): ganglioside biosynthetic process; oligosaccharide metabolic process
Molecular function (GO): alpha-N-acetylgalactosaminide alpha-2,6-sialyltransferase activity
Source: RefSeq, a predicted model, not a curated record
GUCUCUGUGGAGGAGACCACGGUAGAGGAGGAGAGGAGGAGAGGAGGAGAGGAGACCAAGGUGGAGCAUCAGCUUCUGUCGCUGCCACGCUCCGAUCCGCACGCCGAAGAGUUCCCUGAUGCUCUGUGAGAGAGCUUCUGAGGGGAUGAUAGGAUGAAGGUGGGAAUGCAGAGUCGCAAUGAAUAUGAAGAUAAGAGUGUGCCAGGGGGUUAGUGGCAUCAUUUUCGUCACCAUGGUUACCAGCUUUAUGUUGGUGUACAACAACACCAGCUUCGGCAACAGAUCCACGUCCUCGUCAUUGCUAUCGUCACACCGUCCAAAUGGUGCCGCUCCGUCCGCGAGGACGCCGGAGGGGACGCGGCGACUCCCCACGCCGACGCUGGAGGGGUACACGGGUGUCGUGGAUCACAAGCCUCUGAAGAUGCACUGCGGCAACUGCGCCCUGGUGACCAGCUCCGGCCAGCUGACCGGGAGCAGGAGAGGCGAGGAAAUCGACCGCUCGCAGUGCGUCAUCCGCAUGAACGACGCCCCCAGUGUGAACCACCAACGGGACGUCGGGCGACGCACCAGCCUGCGCGUGGUGGCGCACUCCAGCCUGCAGAGGGUGCUGCGGAGCCGGCAGGAGCUGCUCAACGCCAGCCAAGACACCGCGUUCAUCUUCUGGGGACCCAACAGCUGCAUGAGGCGGGACGGGAAAGGCCACGUGUACAACCACCUCAGGCUGCUGAAACAGCUGCUGCCAAAACUCAAAGUCUACAUCAUUUCCCGGGUCAAAAUGCUGAAGUUCGAUGAACUCUUUAAAAAGGAAACGGGGAUCGACAGGAAGAGUUCCAAUUCUUGGCUGAGCACCGGCUGGUUCACCAUGGCCAUAGCCGUGGAGCUGUGUGGCAGGAUCGACGUGUACGGCAUGGUGCCCCCCGAUUACUGCAGAUCCCCCUCUCAUCCCUCCCGGCCGUACCAUUACUACGAGCCCUCGGGGCCCGACGAGUGCUCCAUGUACCUCUCGCACGAGCGGAGCCGACAGGGAAGCCACCACCGCUUCCUCACGGAGAAGGCCGUGUUCGCCGACUGGGCUCGAACCCUCGACAUCCACUUCCACCGGCCGGACUGGGAGCCGGCCGCCGCCGCCGCCUCCGCCAACGGGUCCCGCGCCGCGGCCUCCGGCUGGAUCCCGAGAUCCGAGUUCCCACUCGUCCAGGAAGUGGGGGAGGGAGGACACGCGUGUGGACGGUCUCGCGCUGUGGAUGGAUGCCGCGGGAUCACAAAGCUGUAACAGGGUGCAUCUCACACUCGGAAUCAGAGCUGACGCAGAGGAUGGGAGACAAGGAGGCAGGACGACCCUGCGAUGAUGAACUUGAUCGAUUGCUCACACAUUGACAGCGUCACACUUUUCGAGUUUCUUUGACACCUCACAACAAUACGGAGUAAUUUGGCUGUAAAAGACAAGCUAUGUAUAUGCUGUAUAUUCAAUGACAGAAUCAACCCAUCACAAUGUACCAUACGUACUAUGGUUCAAUUCAUUCAUUCAUAGUAGAAAUAACUUGAACUGCACAAAGAGGUAAAAAGGUAGAUGUGUUUAUUUGUUGAUAUGAAGUGAUCCCAGUCUAUUAUAACGGUAUUGUCAUUAAUUAGUGUAUUGAUUUUUUACAUUUUUUUAUGAUGAUUCAUUUACAAUUGUCGACAUUUUUGACAUUUCAGAAAUUACCUUUAAAACCGACAAAGCAAGGUCCUGACACGUCCUGUUUGGAUCUGACCAAACAAAUGAUGAAAUCCGAGAAGAUGGAACCAGCGAAUGAUUUUUAUUUUUUGCUGUAUAAAUGACUCAAACAAUUGAAUUGAUCCAAAGUCUUGGCAAUUAAUUAACAGUUGAUUGAUUUUUCACUAAAAUAGAUGUAAACAUGUCACACCUGGAUGUGCAGCAAUGAUUUAAAGAGAUGAAUGAGCUUGAACAUAUUUGUUUUUCUUGCUGAUUUUCUGAACCUGUAAAAUAGAAACGCUAUCUAGUUUUUUACCCCAGAACAUUUAAACUACUUUAAAGGAAUGUUAAAUGUUUGUAUCUUUAUGAAUAAAGCUUGAACCAGCA